Messenger RNA from Dermacentor silvarum, 1236 nucleotides. RefSeq lists its product as uncharacterized. The annotation marks the transcript as partial. The transcript is spliced from 3 exons. Lineage: Eukaryota; Metazoa; Arthropoda; Arachnida; Ixodida; Ixodidae. The record is from RefSeq and is a predicted model, not a curated record.
AGCAGCAGCAGCAGCAGCAGCAGCAGCAGCAGCAGCAGCAGCAGCAGCAGCAGCAGCAGCAGCAGCAGCAGCAGCAGCAGCAGCAGCAGCAGCAGCAGCAGCAGCAGCAGCAGCAGCAGCAGCAGCAGCAGCAGCAGCAGCAGCAGCAGCAGCAGCAGCAGCAGCAGCAGCAGCAGCAGCAGCAGCAGCAGCAGCAGCAGCAGCAGCAGCAGCAGCAGCAGCAGCAGCAGCAGCAGCAGCAGCAGCAGCAGCAGCAGCAGCAGCAGCAGCAGCAGCAGCAGCAGCAGCAGCAGCAGCAGCAGCAGCAGCAGCAGCAGCAGCAGCAGCAGCAGCAGCAGCAGCAGCAGCAGCAGCAGCAGCAGCAGCAGCAGCAGCAGCAGCAGCAGCAGCAGCAGCAGCAGCAGCAGCAGCAGCAGCAGCAGCAGCAGCAGCAGCAGCAGCAGCAGCAGCAGCAGCAGCAGCAGCAGCAGCAGCAGCAGCAGCAGCAGCAGCAGCAGCAGCAGCAGCAGCAGCAGCAGCAGCAGCAGCAGCAGCAGCAGCAGCAGCAGCAGCAGCAGCAGCAGCAGCAGCAGCAGCAGCAGCAGCAGCAGCAGCAGCAGCAGCAGCAGCAGCAGCAGCAGCAGCAGCAGCAGCAGCAGCAGCAGCAGCAGCAGCAGCAGCAGCAGCAGCAGCAGCAGCAGCAGCAGCAGCAGCAGCAGCAGCAGCAGCAGCAGCAGCAGCAGCAGCAGCAGCAGCAGCAGCAGCAGCAGCAGCAGCAGCAGCAGCAGCAGCAGCAGCAGCAGCAGCAGCAGCAGCAGCAGCAGCAGCAGCAGCAGCAGCAGCAGCAGCAGCAGCAGCAGCAGCAGCAGCAGCAGCAGCAGCAGCAGCAGCAGCAGCAGCAGCAGCAGCAGCAGCAGCAGCAGCAGCAGCAGCACAGCAGCAGCAGCAGCAGCAGCAGCAGCAGCAGCAGCAGCAGCAGCAGCAGCAGCAAAGCCGUCGUUCUCGCCUCUUCACCGGCCUGCGGCUCCUGUGGGGGAGCCUGAAACACUGGGACACCUCCUCCUGGCCUGCCCAGCGUACCUCCAACAUCGAGGCCAGCUCCUUCAGGAGUUCCGCCGCCUGGGCGUUCGUGCCGCCAGAGAGGAGGACAUCCUUUUCCCCUCCCACCGCAGCCAGCUUCCGGCACUAGCUCAGCGUCGUCGAAUUCCUCGGAUCGACGGGGCUCGCGGCGAGAGUGUAGCGUCCCUUCAGCAAUAG